Porites evermanni is the source of this 605-nucleotide messenger RNA. NCBI's taxonomy places the organism in Eukaryota, Metazoa, Cnidaria, Anthozoa, Scleractinia, Poritidae. The record is from the annotation of a GenBank genome assembly.
AGUUCGCGCACGUCGGCGAUUUAUGGAAAGAAACUAAUAAAACCGAAAUCGUUUACGAAGUGAAUCAUACCGAACCGUCGUCAAUCUGGCCAAGCUUCAUACAGCACAAUAAGAAAUGGAGAGAAAUUCGACCUGGAAAGGCACGGUGUAAAGCAAAAGGAAAAAAGAACAAAGGGCGCAUCUGGGGAGGGUACAAGAAAUUUGAGCUGAAGAGACAAGAAUGUGACUAUGGCCAAAGGAAAACUUUUGAUUGCAAUUUUGAUAAAGACAUGAGAGAAAAAAAGUGGUCAGAGAGCCAUGAGCAGAGUUCAAAACUUCAUGAACAUAACCUAAACUUUGACAUUGAAAGUUACAUCACUAAGUCACUUAUAAGUAAUCGUCGCAAGAAUGUCAAGAAGCACUUGAAGAUUACUUCCAAUAAAAAUGAAAGGAUUUCCAAAGUGAACCCAGCUUCAUCACAUGCGGUCAAUCUGUGUGGGAAAGGAUCAGUGAUAUACAUCGACCCUGCAACCCCACAACAUGGUUACCAUGACAACAGCAAUACCGCAGAUUUUGACUCUGACAGUGCUGGCUUGACAGCUCUCUCAACAGUUGGAAGAAUUUAG